AUGCUCGAGUACCGCACCGAGGGAUUCAAUGGAUGCGCAGUGAAAUACUCUCCCUUCUUCGACUCCCGGAUCGCUGUUGCAGCCUCCUCGAAUUUUGGUCUUGUUGGAAAUGGCCGUUUCUACAUCUUUGACCUGACGACUCAGGGUAUUGUCCCGUUAAAAUUUUUCACCACACAAGACGCGCUUUAUGAUGUUGCGUGGUCUGAGAUCCAUGAGAACCAGGCGUUGGUGGCAUCUGGAGACGGGAGUAUCAAACUGUUUGAUAUAGCUGUCAACGAAUUCCCUGUACAAGGAUGGAAAGAACACUCACGAGAAGUCUUCUCAGUUCACUGGAAUCUGGUUGCAAAGGACCGGUUUUGUUCCAGUAGCUGGGAUGGAACAGUUAAGAUAUGGACACCAGACAGGCCACAGUCAUUGCUUACCCUACCAACCAACAGCUGCACUUAUUCUGCAGCCUUCUCACCUCAUUCACCUGAUAUCUUAUCCUGCGUUACUUCAGAUUCCUAUGUACGCGUCUUCGAUUUACGGACUCCUACAGCAUCAAACCACCUCACUUUACAGAUCCCGAUCCAUGGAAUGAACGCACCUCAAAAGCCUGGGUUUACACCUGCCACCGCCCCGACACCUCCAUCAGAAGCCCUUACUCAUGACUGGAACAAGUACCGACCUUCGGUAAUAGCUACAGCUGGCGUGGACAGAACUAUUCGCACUUUUGACAUUCGCGCCCCCCAGCAGGGUCCCUUAUCGGCGAUGAUAGGCCAUGAAUACGCUAUUCGGAAAGUGACGUGGUCACCGCACCUGUCCCAUAUCCUUCUUAGCGCAGGCUAUGAUAUGACCUGCCGCGUCUGGACUGACGGCUCUGAAGGAAUGCCACCAGGUGAUGCGGACCUGACGAGAGGUGGACCAAUGUCCACCCUAGGGAGGGAGUUGGGUCGUAUGGGGAGACACACAGAGUUUGUUACAGGGGUUGACUGGUGCCUCUUUGGAAGUGAAGGGUGGUGUGCAAGCUGCGGGUGGGAUGAGAAGCUAUGUGUUUGGGAUGCCAGAGCCAUCAUGGCGUAG
Molecule: messenger RNA, 1062 nt
Organism: Microsporum canis CBS 113480
Lineage: Eukaryota; Fungi; Ascomycota; Eurotiomycetes; Onygenales; Arthrodermataceae
Product: peroxisomal targeting signal 2 receptor
Exons: 2
Coding region: 1-1062 (353 amino acids)
Biological process (GO): protein import into peroxisome matrix
Cellular component (GO): cytosol; peroxisomal matrix
Molecular function (GO): protein binding
Source: RefSeq, a predicted model, not a curated record